Morchella sextelata is the source of this 1200-nucleotide messenger RNA. RefSeq lists its product as uncharacterized. The record is from RefSeq and is a predicted model, not a curated record. Gene Ontology annotation, molecular function: inositol hexakisphosphate binding. NCBI's taxonomy places the organism in Eukaryota, Fungi, Ascomycota, Pezizomycetes, Pezizales, Morchellaceae. The transcript is spliced from 2 exons. Bases 1 to 1200 code for a protein of 399 amino acids. Gene Ontology annotation, cellular component: plasma membrane; Golgi apparatus; cytoplasm. Gene Ontology annotation, biological process: cellular response to phosphate starvation; phosphate ion transport.
AUGCCAAGAGGAGCGAUUCCAAGAGGAACAUAUCUCAAAAUCCUACUUGGUCCCCGCCAGGGCCUGCCGCCCUCAACAAAGAUGUUUCCAGUUCCCAGGAUUCCGGGGCAGGGAGCAGCAGCGGCCAAUUCUUCGACCGAUGACCGACGAGAACCACCUACUCUGAAGCUUCCUGAGCCCAUUCAGCCCCUAGAACCUCUAGUCGAGCUGCUCUUGGAGAACAAUACGCCUCCCCGUAGUCCUGGUCACAACCAUCACAUGCUCCGCGCGAACACCGCCGAAAUUGAUGAAAUUUCUCCUCUCCCUCUACCUGACUCAAUGAUCUCCCCGCAAACAACACAGCGACCAUUGAUAGAGGAAGAACCAAACACACCGAUGAGAAGUAUUCUUGCACGUUCUAUGACAUUUAGUCCUCGGCCAUUUGUAAAAAGGGUUUCAACCUUCUUUGGUCCCAAUUCCACAGAAGAUACUGGCAUCGUUGAUAUUACAAAAGCGCAGACUAUAGCAGCAUUCGAGUUUCAUGGUUGGCUGAUUUUAGAACUGUCAAGAAUUGAGGAGUUUUAUAAGCAGAGGGAAGAUGAGGCCGUGCAACGAUUUGAUGAAAUGAAGGAGCAACUAGAUGUUUUGAGAGACCGGUGGUUCAAGCAUCAUUACCGGAUUGCAUAUGAAGGAGAUGCUGGCGACGUUCAUGAUGUGCACAUCUCGCAAUCAAAUAAUAAGCGUAGUAGCCAGGGAGCUACCAGUGGUCAUGAAGAUGGGGUCGAAGGAGCACGUCGGAGGUCUGGGUGGAGAGAUACACUUGCAUCUAUGGGGCGAGGGAAGGACAGCGGUCAAGAUCCGGAUAUCGUGAGCCUAUCAUCCGAAAACAGGGAGAGUGAUGAUGCCAGAAGGGACUACGAGCGGAGGAGACCGACCAACGAUCCUGGGCACAAAUUGGCGAAAUCUAAGCUCAAAUAUGCGUAUGUCGAGUAUUACCAUCGGCUGGAACUCUUGAAGUCUUAUGUGCAGUUAAACCGUGACGCUUUCCGGAAGAUCACGAAGAAAUUUGAUAAAGUUUCUGGGUUGAGAACGUCAGGGAAAUUCAUGGGUGAACAUAUCAAUAAGAGUUAUUUUGGUGGAACUGAUAAUAAGCUCGACGACCUGAUCAAUGAUACUGAGAUAUUAUUCGCUAGGUAUUAUGCCAUUGUCAGAUCUGGGUAG